Messenger RNA from Cicer arietinum (chickpea), 516 nucleotides. The record is from RefSeq and is a predicted model, not a curated record. NCBI's taxonomy places the organism in Eukaryota, Viridiplantae, Streptophyta, Magnoliopsida, Fabales, Fabaceae.
AUGUGGAGAGAAGAAGAUAUAAAAGAUUAUGAUGGGGAUGAAAGGAGGUAUGCAAGGAAAGAUACAGAAAAAAGAUAUAGAGAUUAUGGUAAGGAAGAAAGAAUGUAUGAAAGGAGAGAUAGGGAAGAAGUAAGGAAGGAAAGAGAUUUUGAGAGGGAGGAUAAGAAAGUGAAAGAAAAGAGUGAAAGAAAACUUGAGAGUGUCAUUGAAAAGAAAGAAAAGAAAGUGGAAGAGGAACAAGAAUUGAUAGACAAAGAGCAAGAAAUUGACUAUAACUAUUUGUCUAACUUUGUUGAUUCUUAUGUACAUGAAUUUGAAGAAGUGUCUCCAAAGAAGGAUUGCCAACAAUACAUUGAAUUUGAGAGUAAAGAUAAUGAUGAGCAAACAAUUGAAAGUACCUUCAAACAAGACAGUAAGAUCAAUGGUACGUUGAAGGUGCUUGAAGGUGUUGGGUCAACGGUUCUUCAAAAUGAUGUUUGCAAGCUAACUUUGAGAGAAAAUGAAAGAAAAGAGUAA